Molecule: messenger RNA, 3879 nt
Organism: Ascochyta rabiei
Lineage: Eukaryota; Fungi; Ascomycota; Dothideomycetes; Pleosporales; Didymellaceae
Product: RNA-directed DNA polymerase
Exons: 8
Coding region: 1-3273 (1090 amino acids)
Biological process (GO): telomere maintenance via telomerase
Cellular component (GO): telomerase catalytic core complex
Molecular function (GO): telomeric repeat DNA binding; telomerase RNA binding
Source: RefSeq, a predicted model, not a curated record
AUGAAACGGAAGUGCACAUCCCACGCGGCUGGCUCUCGCAAGAAGGCGCACCUCGUUGACCAAUCUGCGAGCGCCACACCAACAGCCAUCCAACAGCCUGUCUUGCAACACUUCUAUCCCCGACUGCUUACACUGCGCCACUACCUCUUGUCACAGCUGCCCAACUCAUCCAAGAACAGACGUCGAAAACUGGCCGAGCUGGGCCUGGCAGCCGCGACCAAGACCGCUGCAGCGUCAACAUGUGAUCCUGACUACGAGCUUGGACAGCUGCUCGAUUCCACUGUGAUCGGUCAGCAGAGCAUGGCAAAGACGGACAACCAGCAACAAAUCACAACAGAGCGUAACAAAGACAUCGAGGCUUUCAUUCAGCAGCUGUCGCCUGCCAUCACCGGCGGCACCUUCAAGCCAGGCUAUUUGCUGCAAUCCGAGAUUGUUGACAUCGUGAUUUGGCGCCUGUUCAAAAGGUCUUCGUCCCACAAGAUUCGCCAUCUGAUCUGCCAUGGCUUUGAACGAUCCGGAUCAACGUACCGUCAAAAUGCUCUCGACAGGGACAACAGUUCCUCGAUACCUGGCCUGGUUGCGCGCUACCCUAACAACUAUGUGCGUACACUGAAAGGGCCGCUAUGGUGUCGACUACAAGCUGUCCUUGGCGAAGGCGGUGAUCGAAUCAUGAUGGACAUGCUUAUGGACUGCGCUAUAUUCCGCCCCGUCGACGGGACCUUUUCAAACUACCAUCAGCUGAGCGGUCCUCCCAUAUUCGACUUGAAGCCUUGUGUCCCUCUGAAGGAGCCUGCAGCAGAACCUCUAUCGAUGAAUCCCAGAUCGAGACAACCUUCGGAUUCCGCCAGCGACUACCGAACACUGUGCAAGAUAGCCUUUGUGCGCAACCGAAUGUUGUAUGCCAAACCUGCUCUAAAUGGCAAAGGUGGUAUCACUUUCGGCAUGCGCCAUAUCCACGUGCUGAAUCGUUUUUCCCGCCGAGAAGACAAGCAGCAGGUCAUUCAAAUUAUGAGAUAUAUAUUUCCACGACAGUUCGGCUUGCACAAUGUCUUCACUUCCAAGGUCGACGCGCGUGAGACGGCAAUGCCACUCAAAGACUAUACCUUGCGAGAGAAGGAGAUUCACCAAGGCAUGUGCCGAGACUUGGGCGACAAAAUUCACAACCCAAAUGAGGUGGCCAAAUGGAAGUUACGUGUACCAAAGAGGCUACGAGGCGAUGUGGUCUUGAUGAUCGAGAAGCUCCGCAUACUCAAUCAGAGAUGUUCGUAUGCAGAGAUGCUACGCCACUACUGCCCAGUCGAGGCUUUACCUCUAUCGUCAAAUCCAGUGUGGAGGAAGUCUCAUCUUCACCUGAAGUAUGCUACCACGGAAUCCACAGGCGUUGCGAGCAGAAGGAAGAACCACGCUAUAGCUCAAGCAGACGAGCAAUCGAAUGAGGAGGCAUGUUUUACAGACAUGGCCUGUCCCACAGCAAACGUAUCUGCGUUCUGCAGAGCUAUUGUCUCUAAAGUCAUCCCAAAACGCUUUUGGGGCGACAAAGACAUCAAGCGUACAAUCAUGCAUUACAUUGAUCAGUUUGUGAGUUUACGGAAGUUCGAGACAUUGACGCUGCACCAGGUUACACAGAAGCUGCCGAUUACGAGUCUUGCGUGGCUCCGGCUUCCUGGUCAAGACGAGACCGCCAAGCUAGCGCGGUCUGACUUUGAAAAGCGCAAGGAGAUCCUUCAAGAAUUCGUGUAUUGGCUCUUCGAUUCAUUCCUGAUACCCCUGAUCAGAUCGAACUUUUAUGUCACAGAAUCAAAUGCUCACCGCAAUCGACUAUUCUACUUCCGACACGACGUUUGGCGAAUGCUCGCAGAGCCGUCGCUAUCGACCUUGAGACUGAAGAUGUUCGAGGAGAUGCCGACAGAACGCGCGAACAAGCUCCUGGCUGUUCGUCCACUCGGCUUCAGCAAGAUACGCCUUCUGCCGAAGAAGCAAGGUAUUCGCAUGAUCAUGAAUCUGAAACGAAAACUACAAGUGACGCGAUAUGGCGCCAUGACCCUCCAAAAAAGUAUCAAUGCGGUCAUGGCGCCUGUCUUUCAUGCCAUUACAUAUGAAAAGACCCUUCAACCCGAGAAGUUCGGCUCCUCGCUGUUUUCAGUGGGCGAUAUGUUUCCGAAACUCGAGGCAUUCAAGAAAUGGUUACAAGAACAAGGGUUGAGUGGCAGGCCUCUGUACUUCGCCAAAGUUGACGUCCUGUCUUGCUUCGACACCAUCCCUCAACAACGUCUGUUGAGUAUGAUGGACAGCCUCGUUCCAGCGCAAGCAUACCAGACAGGUAAGCAUGUAGAAAUCAGUCCAAUGGGUGCCUUACAGCGUCUCGACGGUCAGCACGUCAGUCCAGCCCCACUGAAGCGCUGGGUUUCGCAUACCGUAGCUGCCAACGACACACAGUCAUUCAGCCAGCUUGUACAAAACAAGCUGGUAGGCUCGAAGAGCAACACCAUCUUCGUUGACGCGAACUUGCAGCAGCAAGAGACAAAAGCUAAUCUGAUGCAUCUACUUGGCGAGCAUGUAGAGCGUAAUCUUGUCAAGAUCGGCAAGCGCUUCUAUCGCCAGAAGAGGGGCAUUCCACAAGGCUCGAUCCUGUCGAGCAUCCUGUGCAACUACUUCUACGCUGAGCUUGAACGUGAUGUACUAGGCUUUGCACUGAGCAGUGACUGUCUGCUCUUACGUUUGCUCGACGAUUUCCUGCUGAUAACAGUCAACCGCCAGCAUGCAGAGCGCUUCGUACGCGUCAUGCAUCGCGGCCACGCAGAUUACGGCGUUGAGGUCAAGCCUUCGAAAUCCAUGGCCAACUUCGAUGUGACCACUGAGGAUGGCACUCGGCUCCCCAAGUGCAGCCCGGCCACGGAUUUUCUGUACUGUGGAGUUUGUAUCGACACCACGACGUUAGAAGUGAGGAAGAAUAGUGAACGUUACACAAGGACUGAUGUUGGGGACUCGCUGACCACAGAGUUGUCGAAAGUGCCAGGACAGACGUUCCAUCGAAAAGCACUCAAUGGGUUCAAGAUUCAGCUUAAAGCCAUGUUCAUCGACACGGCAUUGAACAGCGUGUCGACAGUACUAAGCAAUUUGCACCAAAGCUUCCAUGAAGCGGCGGUGAGAUGUCUCGAAUACGUGCGCGUGUUGGCAAAGGUGCGAACAACGUGUUCCAGCCUGCUCAUCAGUGCGUUCACUCCAAGCCCGACCCUUUCCCCAAUGUACCCGCGAGAUAGGUUGGAAUCCUAAUGGGCUUGCUUCUCCAGCCAGUCGGAAGAGAGGCAGGCGCAAGCGUGGGUUGGAUGCACAGAUUAAGCGAGGACACGAGUAAUCUGCAGUGCAGCGUCGAUCGUCACGGCUAUCUCUACCGAUCAUGAAGGACUGACGAGUUGCACAGGGACUGUAGACAGCAUCAUCGCGCUAGCAUUUGUGAUGGUGCAGCGACGUGCGCGUUCUCGCAGCGACAGAAGCGUUGUGCAUGUGCAGAGCGUCAUCUCACGCCGACAGCUCCAGUGGUAAGUGUGGCUGAGGCCAGCGUCUCACAGUGGGCGGAGACGGAGCUCGACGGCUCUUUCCCCCAUUGCGCAACCCAGGCCAGGGGACCUUCGGACGAACGCCAGGGUGCGCGAGACGGUCUGGCGGGGAAGUGGUGUCACGGAGAGUUUGAUGGGCGCCAAAGGCUAAUUUGAGGACAGGCUCGCUUGUAAAGCCUUCCACACGGUGUUUCAGCGCGCGCAGACCAAGCAUAGUGCUUUGCUGGUAUGGCUCAAGGCAUCGCUCAAGGCGGCUCGCAUGUCUGAUGCAGCGCAGAGAGAAAUGCUCGAGGCGGCUGCCAGUGCUUGGCAGCGAAGAUAA